AUGGCUGAGAAUAAGUUCGUCGAGGUUGACCGCGAAAGCUUCCCUUAUAUUUUCAUGAAGAAUGUGGACAUACCUUUAAAGACCCACGAGAAGGGGCUUCUGCGCUGCAACGUUUACCUACCUAAGGAUUCUGCCCCUUAUGGGACACAGAAGUACCCGGUGAUCGCAACAUAUGGUCCAUAUGGAAAGGACGUCCCUUAUGAAGUGUUUUUCAAAAAGAGCUGGGAUCAGGUCAACCCAGACAUGAAGUCCACCCAUGCAUCUUGGGAGACCCCGGAUCCUGGCUUCUGGACACGUCAGGGAUAUAUUGUCGUUCGAACAGAUGAGCGAGGUUCCGGCCAGAGCCCGGGAGAGCUUGAUACCAUGUCCCGAGGUACUAGUGAGGCUUUUUUUGAUGUAGUAGAGUGGUGUAGUGAGCAGGAAUGGUCCAGCGGUAAGGUGGGAUUACUGGGUAUUAGCUAUUUCGCAGGCACCCAAUGGCGAGUGGCUGCUCGUCAACCCAAGGGUCUGGCGGCCAUUAUUCCCUGGGAGGGCAUGAGCGACUAUUACCGUGAUCGGGUUCGUCAUGGUGGUAUUUUGUCUGAUCGUUUCAUCGACUUUUGGUGGAAGAACGCCGUCCAACCGAAUCAGUACGGAAAGCCCGGUCGAGCAUCGCGCCAAUGGGGCGAUGACACUCUGGAGGAAGAUCUUGACGAGCAGACUUUGUUCUCUAACCGGCGUGACCAAACCAAAGAUACUGCAGCGCACCGAUUUAUGGACGAAGAUUAUUACAAUACCCGAAAUCUCGAUCUGUCCAGCAUUGAAGUCCCUCUGCUAAGUGUUGCAAACUGGGGUGGAAUCCUGCUCCAUUUACGCGGGAAUGUUAUUGGCUGGAUGCGCGCCUCCUCUUCGUACAAGUUCUUGCGCUUCAUUGUAGGGCGCCAUGAUCUACCCUUCUAUUAUCCACACUCUGCCCAGCUGCAGUUGUCGUUCUUGGAUGCCUUCCUAAAAGAUAACGACUAUGACGGCUGGAGGUCUGGCCAACAGCCCCGUGUGCAUCUGUGCCUUCGUAAAGGCGAUUGUGGUGUAGACGAUCCUGAACGCGAACUGAAGUUUCCCAGUCGUGCCGAGGUUGACUGGCCUAUCCCGGACACUCAGUAUACGAAGUUCUUUCUCACAACCAAACAAACCUUAUCUAGAGAACCCGAUCCUUCUAUUGAUACCUGCACAUAUGAGGCACUGACUGGGACCCCAAUCACCUUUCUAUAUAAGACGUCCUCGAGCCUGGAGAUCACAGGACAUAUCCUGGCCCGCCUGACUGUUUCUUGCUCUCGAGAAAGCCCCAACAGCUCUCCACCAACUGAUAUUGACAUUUUCGUUACCCUGCGCAAAUUGAAUGCCGACGGGAAGGAAGUCUUCUACACUGGUACGAUGGGUGACCCGGUCCCCAUUGUCAAGGGAUGGCUCCGAGUUUCGCUCCGCAAAAUCAAUACUGAACAUCCAUUCCAUCGUCACUAUCUCCCUUACAGAGACUAUACUAGUGCUGAUGUUCAACCUGUAAAGGAGAAUGAGAGAUACCAGGUGGAUGUGGAAGUGUGGCCGACUAAUACUGUGCUCGACCCCAACGAGACUUUGGUUCUAGAGAUUGCAGGCCAUGACACCCAGGGUGUCGGCAAGUACUCCCACGAGCAUCCGGAUGAUCGGGAUCGAGCAGUCUUUGGCGGCCUCAACCAUAUCGAGGUGGGCCAGGAGUCUGGCUAUCUCUUGCUCCCUAUCAUACCAUCUCGGGAGGCUCUUAAUUGA
This is a messenger RNA of Aspergillus oryzae RIB40, 1782 nucleotides long. RefSeq lists its product as uncharacterized. The coding region runs from base 1 to 1782 and encodes 593 amino acids. The transcript has 4 exons. NCBI's taxonomy places the organism in Eukaryota, Fungi, Ascomycota, Eurotiomycetes, Eurotiales, Aspergillaceae. Gene Ontology annotation, molecular function: dipeptidyl-peptidase activity. The record is from RefSeq and is a predicted model, not a curated record.